AGUCCAUCAUGGAUGACUGCUCCGAUGGUGAACAGCCGCUACGGAAGAAACCUAAGCACGAAGAAAAAGAAUUUGCAUCAUCUUAUUCGCUGCUUUACGAAUUGGGAUUAACAUCAGAAUCCACAAAGCAGUUGACGGAGAGCGAUCACCAUGGGCAAAAAUAUGCAUUCACUUACGGGCACGCAAAUGAACUGCUCAGAUUCUUUAAAGGGCAGUGGGCAAUUGUUGCCACAAUUCUGACUAAGUUUGGUGCUCUGGUGACCAGUCUGAGAGCGUUUGAUGUGGAUCAAAAACUCCGGCAAGUGAUCCGUGAAAUCCGCAAGAAAACCCGUGUGAGCGGAGAAGCGGCUCACGUACAGCGACAAAAAUCUUUCAAAGGAUUUCAACGUAUUGCGCCGUGGUGCAGUGGUACUGCCUACGCGGAUCUAACGACGUAGCCGGGUGUGAGGCGAGGGAUCACUAGCGUUCACGCCUGUGGCGCUAGGCGCUACGCCAUCGGAUUACGUGUCUGUGUUGUGUCUCGCUUAUGAUUGGCUUGCGUUUGU
Messenger RNA from Paramacrobiotus metropolitanus, 545 nucleotides. RefSeq lists its product as uncharacterized. The record is from RefSeq and is a predicted model, not a curated record. The coding region runs from base 9 to 437 and encodes 142 amino acids. The transcript has 2 exons. Lineage: Eukaryota; Metazoa; Tardigrada; Eutardigrada; Parachela; Macrobiotidae.